Messenger RNA from Coprinopsis cinerea okayama7#130, 498 nucleotides. RefSeq lists its product as hypothetical. Lineage: Eukaryota; Fungi; Basidiomycota; Agaricomycetes; Agaricales; Psathyrellaceae. The transcript has a single exon. The record is from RefSeq and is a predicted model, not a curated record. Bases 1 to 498 code for a protein of 165 amino acids.
AUGUCGCUGACCCACCCAACUGAACGAUCGCCCAACGAGUCCAUAUCUCCCCUAGCGCGCACGGAGAACCGCUGCAAACCUUGGACUGUUGAAGUUGCGAGUGACAAGGGCGUUGGGAUCGAAACAUGUGCAGGAAAUAGCCUGUGGUUUAGCGAAGAGACCAGCGCUGGGUUGGAGUCGAGGAUGGAGAAUGGAGGCAGGCGUCUAUGCUUGACACCUCCCAUCGACGAAAGAAAUUCGACGGAAUCACCAUCGGCGCCGCCGCGAUGUGAAGCUGAAUACCAGCAGCAACACAAUGCUUCCAACCGCCAUCCUCUCCUGCCAUCAGGCCAUUCUCUUACUAGGAGUCUUCCACUCGACUCUAAGACAACCGAAGACGGGUUCGCAUACGAAGUCGACGACGGAGACGCGGCCCAGCAACGCGUCACGCUUGAGAACCUGCUCAGCCCUUCGUUCAAUGCGACUAUUGUUGUGGGCGUGUUUGGGUGCGUCGACUGA